CUAGAAAUGAAACAAGUGAACCAACACCCCUUCCCCCAAAGAAAAUGGCUGAAUCAAUUUGCAGAACCCUAAGAGAUGGCGCGUUAGAAGGAGAGCUCGCUCCCACUCUCACAAUCACCGACUCUCUCACUUCACCACUCGCCUCCGAUGUAUUCUCCCACCUCCUCCUUCAACUCUCCUCGCACCUCAUCGCAUCAAAAUCCCACUCACAGUUCCGUAGUGGUAUCGUCAUUGUUGCACUUUCUCGGACUCCAUCGUCUUAUGCUGCUUUGUUCAAGACCAAGGGUAUUCAUAUUUCAUCUUCUAACAACAACUGGAUUCACAUUUUGGAUUGUUACACUGAUCCUCUUGGUUGGAAAGAAAAGCCAAGGAAGUCACAAAAUGUUACAAAUCCUUCACACCAAGUUUCACUUGCUACUACUUCUUAUAAAACCGUCAAGGAUUUGGAUAAGUUGUUCUCGGUAAUUACUGAACUUGGCAGAGGAUUGAUUGGAGAAAAUAAAGCGCGCUUCUGUGUGGCCAUAGACUCGCUAAGUGAACUGUUGAGACAUGCAUCGUUGCAGUCAGUUGCCGGCCUUCUAAGCAAUCUGCGUAGCCAUGAUCAAAUUUCAAGUAUUUUUGGUUUAUUGCAUUCUGACCUUCAUGAGGAGAGGGCGGCAGCUGUUCUAGAGUACAUGUCUUCCAUGGUGGCCAGUGUGGCACCACUUCAUCAUUCUGCUGAGAGAGGUAAUUUAGAGAACUCCUUAUCGGAGCAAAACUUCACCAAGGGAAGACUUAAUGUCAGGUUCAAGCGCAGAAAUGGGCGAGUUAGAGUAACGUGUGAAGAAUUUAAAGUUGAGGCUGGAGGAAUCAGCUUGACCUCUGUUUCAUCAGCUGAUGGAGCAACCGUUGCAGGCCUACUGCCAAAGGUACAAUUCAAUCUCCAGUUGUCAGAGAAGGAGAAAACUGAUAGGGCAAAGGUUGUGCUUCCUUUUGAACACCAAGGAACUGGUAGACCAAUACAAAUUUAUGAUGGUAGAAGAUCCCUUGAUGAUAACAGCAGUGAGGCUGCACCCAUUUCAAGUGGUAAAAAGGAGAAUUCUGAGAUGGGUGAGAUUAUAUAUUUUCGUGAUUCAGAUGAUGAGAUGCCAGAUUCUGAUGAGGACCCAGAUGAUGAUUUAGAUAUAUGAACAUUCUCUUGUUGGUAUCUUCUGCAUCCCAAGGUUACCUGAAGGAUAGAUUAGGUUUCUAAUUAAGGCUUUGUUUGGAUUUUGGGGGGAUGGAAUGAAUUAGAAUAUAGAGGAGACAGAGGGAAAGAUCCACAGUUUGUGUUGUUUAAAAGAGGAUCUAACUCAAUGGAAACCAAUUGUAUAUGUUCCACUGCAUUCUCUCACUUUUGUCCCCCACCCCAGUCUGAGAGAAUUGGAGUGGAACAAAAAUUGAAGAAUGUAAAGAUUGAUUAAUCCAAAGCAAACUUUGUGCCAUUGAAGAAUGUAAAGACUGAUUCAUCCAAGAGGGCGGCACCAAUGUGUUUCAUCUAUCCUAUGUAACAAAUUGAGGAUCUUCUCUUUUUAUAUGAGGAAGAGUACCAUCAACAAAUUGAUUCA
Lotus japonicus is the source of this 1586-nucleotide messenger RNA. Its product is annotated as elongator complex protein 5. Gene Ontology annotation, molecular function: tRNA binding. Gene Ontology annotation, biological process: tRNA wobble uridine modification. Bases 45 to 1169 code for a protein of 374 amino acids. The transcript is spliced from 8 exons. NCBI's taxonomy places the organism in Eukaryota, Viridiplantae, Streptophyta, Magnoliopsida, Fabales, Fabaceae. The record is from RefSeq and is a predicted model, not a curated record. Gene Ontology annotation, cellular component: nucleus; elongator holoenzyme complex; cytosol.